Molecule: messenger RNA, 318 nt
Organism: Serpula lacrymans var. lacrymans S7.9
Lineage: Eukaryota; Fungi; Basidiomycota; Agaricomycetes; Boletales; Serpulaceae
Exons: 2
Coding region: 1-318 (105 amino acids)
Source: RefSeq, a predicted model, not a curated record
AUGAAAGAUGAUAUCGUGAAAAAGAUGUGGGGCGUGUUUGAUGAAACCGGUAAAUUUUUGGCUCUUUGCCGCCAUAGAAUGUUACUUGUUGUUGUGGAUAUGGUGCAGAGUGGAGAAUUGGCCAAAUAUCCUCUGGCUGUUGUUGUGAAACUGCUGGAUGUCUUCGGUGAAGGUCUUGCAGGCGGGUUUGACAUCAACUGCAAAUUUAAAACCACUCUUCGGAACAGCCCUCUUGGUUCACGGGCUCACACACUCAAUCACACAUGUUUGGUGGGGGCAUUCCAUGGGCACGCUGUCGAUGAUGAGAACUGUUGUUAG